Cinara cedri is the source of this 33711-nucleotide messenger RNA. The record is from the annotation of a GenBank genome assembly. NCBI's taxonomy places the organism in Eukaryota, Metazoa, Arthropoda, Insecta, Hemiptera, Aphididae.
CACGGGUUUCGAAUCCGGGACAAAACAAAACGACUACCGAACUAACAGCAGACAACCGGCGUCUGCGGCAGCAACAGUAACGUACACCCGCGCGAGUACGUCGUACACACUUGGUACGCACCGGAUCGUAAAUAAAAACCAUAAUACACUCGCAAUUCCGCCGCGUUCUAUAUUUAAUUAUUUCGUAUCCGAUAUUUUCAACGUUACCACCAAUACCCGUUCGUUCGGCAUCGUCAUCAUGUUCGUCAAACUCGUCGCCGUGCUCUGGAUCGCCGGUAAGUGACUGAACCGUUGCUGUUGUUAUUAUAGUGGGUGAGGGGGACGCAAGGGGGGGACUCCGUACCUCAAUUCAUUUUUCCGAAAUUUCAGCGUGCCUCUACUAUUUUAAACGGAACGCACGGGACGGUACGCGGUUUUGUAUUUUUAUCAACACGAAUUAUCGUAUUCAUAGUUAAUCAAUGACAGUAGAAUCUAAAAUAAAUGUAUAUUUAUGCGAAAACUUAGCCUGCAGUAGCGCUCUUAGUUAUAUGAUUUGUUCUUUCUUAUAAAUUAUUAACCGCUGAAAUGUGUUUAAAAAUUUGUGUGCGAGCGAUGAUGUUCCUCCACGGAUUGUGUAGUAUUACGUCGAGUUGAAUAAUAGCAAGAGACGAUAAAAUUGUUUUUUUUUUUUCAAGUCUUUUAGUCCCUCUUCUUUUAUUUUUUCCUAUUCGAGCACUGUGUUAUACGCACGUACGUACCAAGUUAUACACAGGUAGUUUUGUUGAAACGACGACCUUUUCGUGCAGUUAUAUCGGUACAAAAAAUUCGCACCCCACAACGAUAACGUAUUGUUAACACUUCACCUACGUCGCGGUCGCCUUCGUAUUUUUUUUACUUAAACCAGUUUUAUUGCUGGACAAUAUAAUGAUACGUAGUUUUCGACGUGCUCUCGUUUUCGAGGAAAUAGUAUCAGCAUGUACCUUCUAGACGGAGUUUUCGAUUGUUAAUAUAUGCUGUUGCAGUGGCGUGAGUCGGGUCUGACAUAAUGAAAAACAUAUGUUUUUUUUUCGCAAACAUAAACUAUUACCGACAUCUUGCAUUGUUUUGCAAAAUCGCUAACGCAAACGAAAUUAUAUUUCAAUUCGAAUUCAUUAAGGUUUUUGUGUUAAUUUUUACUAUAAAAGAAAAAAAACGAUAUUUGUUGGCGAUAAUUUGUUCGUAUAGACUUCUCAAAACAUAAUCUUUCGAAAAAGGCCUAAUGACCGGCAGAUACCUACAUAGAAAAACAAUGAAAUAAUUAGAAAUGUUACGAGUAUAAACUCGCUGAUACUUUAAUUCAGAUUAGGUAGAUUCGUUCUUACAAGCUAAAAUAUUUAGUUUCGUCAUAAAAUUAAAAACGGUUUUUUGAUACGAAUCUAAAAACGGGUCAUGAAGAGUAUGUGGGCCAUAGGUAUAUUGAGUUAUUUGGCAUAGUUUUUGUCACGUUUCAAUCGUCUCAGCAUAACACUAUGAAGUAUCCUACUAAGGAACCAUUUUAAAUAUUUCAAAAUGUUUUCUCCUUUUUUUUUUUCCCGCUAUUAUUGAAAGAUGAUCCUGAAUAGAUAUAAGUGUUCGAAUAAUUAAACGUUUACCUAUCGAGGUUCUUCCAAAGAGAGAUCAUUUUCACCUUUCCUUUACGGUAGUUAGCGAUUCGCUGGACAUCAAAUAGUAACUAUUGAGAACCUGAAAAAUCAUAUUCUCAUUAAAACAGGCUGGUAUACACCAGUCCGUUUUAAUUUGCCCUUAUAAGUAGAGAUGAUAUUAAAUAACUGUAGUGGAAAAUUUUUCGAUGCACAAUAUUAUGUAGGUAUUUUAUUUCUCCUAAAAAGUGUUUUUCGAUAGAAAACGAAAUAUUAUCAUGCGAAAAUUCCACUGUUGUUUUAUAAUAUUUGAUUAAGUAUAUUAUACUUAACUAUUAUUUCGCUGUACGUUCGGUUUCUAAAAUAAUUAAUUUAUUACAUUUCUAUACUAUACUACGAUUUUAACGGAAAACCGAACAUCCGUUAUUAUUACUAUAAUCACUAACCAGACAUUACCUAUACGAUAUUAUACACGCGAAUAAUAAUAUACCUAUAAACUAUAACCGUGUAUAAUUCACGAGAGCGCGAUGAACUCUCGGAUUACAGAUGGUGCGUGGUACGGCCGUGUGAUGUAAUAUAAUAAUAUAUUUUCGAUUUCAAAUAAUAAUAAAACAAACAACUAUUAAAAAUGCAUAUUGUACUGCAUAAGUAUAAUAGAAAACCAUGACGAAGAUGAUGGUUGCUAUUAAAUAUUAUGAAAAUUAAAAGUUAAUGCAACUAUUAUAAAUACAUUAAGAUUUAAAUGUGAAACUUCCGUGAUGUUAAAUGAUACAAAACAUUCCGAUUCUAAUGCGCAGGUACAUUAGAGAGGUAGGGGAGACUCAGGAUGUCAAAAUUGUAAUUUUAAUAUAAGCAGGGUUUGGAAGUUCAAGUACUUACAAUUAACAAAAAAUUGUUAAAAAACUUAAUUAUAUGUCCUUAAAAAUAUUUAAAAAAAAAAAAAAAUUCUAGUACAAAACAUUUUUUUUUAGACAAUCGUAUUAAAAAAAACCCUCUUUCAAAUUGUAUGGUUAAACUUUUAACACAACAUUAAUUUCCAUUGCAUUCUACUAGAUUUAAUGCUAAGCCAAAACCUAAUAAGCAAAUGCUAUAAGUCCUGACCCAUGGUAUAAUAAGUAUAUUAUAAUAUUUGCGUAUUUUGAAUUUGGAGCGUGGUGGUUGAUGAGAUUUAGAGCAACUUUAUAUCUCUAUAUGUGAUUUGCAUCGCGGGAACAAUUUUAAAUAAGGUUAAGUAGCGAAAUUUGAACUUGCACAAAGCGUUUUAACGUCUAAUUGUUUCCGAGGGCAAAAUUAAAGAACCGUAUCGAAAAAUAUUCGUUUUUGAAAAAUCAGCAUGCACAGUAGACAUUAUAAUAUAAUGUCAUAUUUAUUAUUUUAGUUAUUUCAACGAUAUGUCGAUUUGGCGGAAAACGCCAACAUUAAUAUUAUUGUUCGAGAAUAUGUCUGCGGGCUGCGGCAUAGUAUAAUAUUUAGAUUAAAAUAAAUCGUGUUAGCCAGUGUCAUAACUAUUUAAUUUAUAUCUGUAAGUAACGAUAAGCCAUUGCUAACGAAAAACGAUUCUAAGCCAAAUUCGUUUAUAGAUUAUUUGAACGAUAUUUAUGAUUUUCGUCAAAACUUGAUCUUAAAACUAUUAUAAAAAAAAAUUACUACAUUACACUCAACUGUUUUUCUUUGGUUACUAAGUACAAAUUAUAAUGAGCUUCGUAUUAAAUUUUCAAGCAUUUCCGUUCGGUUAAACAAUUAUAUCAACAUGGUACUUACACGGAAUAAAAACUAUUUAAAAUACUAGAAAAAAAGUGGUGCCUAUAAAUAGCUUAAAAAUCACCAAUUUGUUAUACCACGUUUAGAAAUGGUAAAUUUAAUUUUAACAUUUCAAAACGCAAUGAAUAUUUGUAAUUGAAUUACACAAAAUAGUGAAAUUUUAUUUAACGGGAACAUUAUUUUCGUAAACUUUCCCGUUCUUCUACGUUUUAUUCUGGUUUCGCUUAAUUAUUAAGAAAACCAUACUGAAAAUAAAAAACUACUUUCUUACACAGACUUAGCCCAUUCGGCUCUCGUAUUACAAAAAGAAAAUUCCCAAACGGCUCCGGUUUUUUACAACACAAAUCUAUUCACAAAUGUACAAAAUGUGCCAUAUCCAUAUCGCAUAUCCGGUUAAAUUUUAUAAAUAAAAUUAGUAAAAGUCGAUAAAUUAGAUAAAAUUCGUUUAGCAAUAAUUCAUAUAUACCUAGGCAUACAAUGUUUGAAACGUAAAAUUCAAACUCCAAUAAUAGAUCCAAUAGAACACGUUAUCGCAAAAAGUAAGAUGACACGAAUGUUUUCUGCGUCGCAUCUGUACUUUAUUACGAGAAAUGUACUUGUCGUAGUACCGAAUACCGGAGUUGUUUGGGAAUUUACAGUAGGUAAAUUUUUUCGUGUAAAUUUUUUCGACGGGAGUCGUUUGGGUUGUACCGACUAGAUUCAAAAUUCAACAAAAACGGUCCCUUGAUAUUUUUAUUGGAUUAAUAUUUUUAGUAAAAAACAUAAUCCGACUACGCAUUUUUAAAUAAUGAAAUCUUAAUGCCAUUAAGUGGCAGUAACUAACACGUGUUAUUAUUAUUAUUAUUAAUUAUUGUACCCGUGUUAUUAAACUAUAAUAUUAUUGUAAUACACGUAAUAAUUAUGAUAUUGUUCAAUGUAUACUCACUUAAAACCCUAUACUUAAAAUAAUAUUACGGCCAAACGUUAAUAAAAUAAUAAUAAACUAAAAAAAAAAAUCACCGUCGUUUUUAAUAAAAUAAAAUUAUAAUGGCAUGGUAAAUAAAUAUUUAACGCCCCGCAUUACCGUUAGGUAGAUACACUGGCACUCUAUUUUUUUUUUUUUUUUUAUUAUUAUUAUUAUCUAAACGUACUUUCGAAUCUGUUUUUGUUCCGAGUCGAUCAAUUUAUGAUAUUUUAUAUACGUAUCUAAAUCAAUACAAUGUUACCAGCUAUAAACAUUGACAUUAAUGUGACACACGCGGGCGUUUAAUAUAAAAUCCGUAUAUUUCUAGAAUAAUAUCGCCCAAUAAGAGAUUUUUUUUUUUUUAACUAUCUAGCUGUAAAAAAAAAAAAAAAACAAAAUUAAAACCACAAUGCGUAUAAAUAUAAGUAUCGCGAUGGGAUCAGGUUAUUAUUAAUGAUACAAGGUACAAAAAUAUUAUAAGACGACCGCCCGGCGAUUGUUAACACCUGUUUUAUAAUCAUUCAUAACUUCGCUGCGCGUCGUUAAAUUAAUAAUAAAAUAUUUAUUAUGAGAUAAAAAAUAACAAUUAUUAUAAUUAUAUUUAAAUCAUUUGAUUAUCAACCUUAACCCAGUAACAACGAUUGUGGCCGAAUAAAUAUCUCGUUCAUUAGAAUUAGUUUUAAUUUUUUUUCCUUCAAUGCACUUGUUUUUUUUCCAAUUCGUUUUAUCUACGAGUAUCAGUACACCUAUAAUAUUAUGUUUUCUUUAGACCCAGGCAAAGUUUGAAAAUUAUUAAACGUGCACCGACUGCAAUACGAUUGUUUUUAUUUCUUUUACGCAUUAAUCUAAAAAAAAAAGUCUUAUUGCAGGUACAAUGUACAUCCAACACAAUAUACGAAAUUAAUAGUGUAUUUGUCAACUCAAAACAAGCGAUAUAAUAAUAGUAGACUGUAUAGAGGGAAAUAAACGAGUUUUUCACUCCCUUCCCAAAAAAAAAAACAAAAUGACGUUAAUGAAUCAUAUUAUAUUAUUAUUAUUUAUAAAAUGCGUAUUUGCGUAAAAAAUAAUAAAAAAAAACCGCGCGAAAAAUUGUUUAAUCAAAACACGCGGGAUUGUGUAAAAUUCGGUUCACUUCAAUUAGCAAAAUAUAAAAAAUUGUUUGUGAAUUUAGUUGUUUCCGGCUGUUAGUGUGUACUCUUUGAAUGUUUUUUUUUUUAUUAUUGUUCGAUAAAUUCGUUUGUUACGUUUUAUCGGAUGAUAAAUAUCCCACUAUAUACAUAUAUUAUUAUAUCAUCCGAAAAAAAAAAAGCAAAAAUAUUUAUAAUAAAUAUUGCGCGAGGACGUUUCGAAACGUUAUAAUAUUGUUAAUGUACAAUAAUAAUAGAAUAUGUAAUAGGUUUGGUAGGAAAGAAUAGUGAACAAAAAAUGCACAUUGCGUGCACAGGGAAAAAAAAUGGACCGCAAUAAUAUCAUUAUUAUUACGAAAUUCGCUCGCAAUUUUCCCGAUUAUCUUUCGUUCGCCCUGCACAAUCGUAAAACUGCACAUGUCCGACGUGCUGGCCGCUGUACACAGUGAUAAACGGUGGAAAAUAUUGGCACGAGGACAGCAUUCGUCCCGCACGCGCGCCCGUAGAUUUACCUGCAUUUUUUUUUUUUUAUUAUUAUUCAUUUUUUUUUUUUUUUUUGCGCCCGUUUACUUCACGAGACGUGUACCCGUACGCCUAUUUUAUCUAUUAUUAUUAUUAUUUUUACCACCGGCUAUACCCCUAAGGUACUUGCGAUAUCGUCAAAGUCGUUAUAAUACGUAUAUUAUAAUAAAAUAAUAAUAUUACGAGUACUGUACACUCCGUUAGAGCGUACCUAUAUAAUUAUAAAACGCCGCCGUCGCCGCUGUAGGGAACAACCGGUUAAAUUUCCGGCAGGUUUCUAAUAUUGUUUAUUUGUGUGGUGAUUUUUCUACCCGGCUUCCGCCCUUUCUUCGAGUAUCGGAAAUAUUAAAAAAUACGAAACAUUUUAUCAUCACGAUAAUAUACUAUUAUAAUAUUAUGUUGGUCUGCGCCUACAUAAAAAGUGAGUCUGGGACUGUGAAUAUUAUUAUAAUUUAUAAUAAUAUGGUCGUCCUGCUGUCAGUAUACAAUUGGAUAAUAUCGUUUCUGAAUAUUUAUAAUAUUAUGUAAAGACGUAAAAACAAACGAUAUAGUGUAAAUAAGGAAUAUAAUGUUAUGCGAAACGGGAGGUUAACGAGUCCGGGUGUAUAUAUCAUACGAGGACGGCGAUGGCUGGUUUUUACUUUUUAAUUUUUCUUCCGCCCGAUUUCGGCCGUUCCACGUAUUCGUAUAAAGUUCUCGGUCGAACUGCAUAUGCAAAUAAACCGUGUUUUUUUCUAAUUUUUGUUAUCAUCCUUUUCGCGAAAUAUUUUUAACAUGGCUUGCACGAACACAUACGGAGAUUUUUCAAUUCGAUAAGCGUACUCAAGGAAGAGGUUUUACUCACUCAUAACCUUUUCCCCUUCAAUAUUUACUUUUGACAAAAAAAUAACCUAAAUGAUAAAAAUGUUUAAAAGUUAGUCUUUUCCCUCCUCAUCAGAGGCGUAUUUUUGCCAAGGAGGGAGACAACGUUGAAAAUUGCGUCAUAUUGUAUAACUUGUAGGCUAAAAAUAAGAUCAAUUCUUAAUAUAUAUAUUUUUGUAAUUAAUGUUUAUAAUUCAUACGAAUCAUUCUGUCUUGAAAUUAUCAUUGAAAUAAAAUGACUAAGCAUUAUAGUAUAUAUAAUUACAAAUAGUUUAUUUAACAUAUAUAAUUAGUAAUUACUAUUCGAAACUUCUUAUUAAUUGUAUAGUAGGUAAAUCGGAUAAGUUUCGUUCUAAACACAAGAACGAAUAGAUUUGGGUUUUUUGAUGUAAUCAUCAAGGUAUACAUACGUAGGUACCAUUUUUUGUUUUUUUUUUUUUUUAAAUCUAGAGUUGCAACGUAUCUACCUAUAUUUAAAUUAUUUGUAUAGAUUUUUGAGUUAAAUAUAAUAAUAAAUAAAACAUGUUGCGUUCUCGAUCAAUGUAUCCAAUAAAGUAUACCUAUAAACAAAUAGUACUUAUUAUUUAUUUGCACAUAUCCACUUGACAGUCAAAUAAUUGUUUUAAACAUAUUUUUUUUUAACUUAAUAAUAAUAUAAAACGAAAACAUAAUAGAAAUGAAAGUAUAUUUAUUGCGGAAUUGGAAAUGAUGGAUGUAAUAAUAUGAUGGGAUCAUCACGACAAUAUUUGUAUAGAUUAUUAUUGACAAUAAAUAACAAAUAAUCUCAAAAUCUGAUUUUAGCUCGUAGGUGACAGAACAAUAAUAUUGGAUAAGAUUAAAUUGAUUUCUUUAUUUUAAAUUAAGUAUUUACCCAUGUAUUGUAUAUAUAGGUAACUAAAAUAACUCCUGGGCCUUCACACCAGUUUUUCUCGGUGAGACUUAGUAAUCUAUUGAUUUUAAAUUAAAAAAAUAUAUUAUAGGUAUAUUUUAUCCUUUGCGUUUUUUUAUUGAAAAAUUUAAAUAUUACUGAUGCUAAACUAGUACUCGUCUCAUCUCUCAAGUAAUAGAAAAAAUAACAGAAUCUAAAACACUUACUCAUAUUGUACCAUGUCACUUUCGUUUCUUUUUUACCCGUGGUAUAUAGCCAUAGAAUGGCAAGUUUCCAUUAAAUGUUGCCAAUGUUUUAGUAAAAUUCUAAAAAAAAAAACCUAAAUCAUUUAAAUAUAACACAAUAUUUCCUCAAGUAAAAUGUACAAGUAAAUUUAGGAAAUCGUGUCUACAGUCUAUAUUAUAACUUACAAUAUCGUUGUAGAAAUAGUUUAUCAAACUCUGGCUUGCACGCCUAUUCAAAAUAUAAUAAUACAAAUACAAUCAUAUUAUUAUUGUCCAAAACAUGUUUUAAUCUUCUAUAAUGUAACUCCAUUUAAUCGUAAUUACACGACAAUUAUAAUAUUAUUUUAAUUUUGAAAUUUUUAUAAAGCACUAAGGUCUUAACAGAGCAAUAUAUAGCGCCAAUAAUGUAUUAUGUACCAAAAAAUAGCUCUAAAUAUAUACAAAAUGAUAAAAAAAUUAAAACAUAAAAAUAUUGUUUAAACUAAAUGUCCUUUUUCUCUUUUUGUACCAACUCUUCUCAAAAUUCUACCAAAUUCUGAUGUAAUAAUCAAAUUACAGCUGAAUACAAAGAAAUACUAUACCAAUUAGCAAUACAAAAAUAAAACAUACAAAUCGUACAAACAAUUCAAAUGGUAGAUGUAUUGUAUAAUUAUUAAAUUGAACAAUACAAUAGUCAACAAUAAAAAAUAUUAGUUUGCUAAUUAAUAAAAAAAAAAAUACAACUGUGUAAAUGUUAAGUAGAUAUAGGUAUUACCUAUAGCUAUAGAUAUUUAUGAUGGGUUAAGCAAGAUUGUGAGAUUGAAUAAGUAGUAAAACAAUUUAUUACACUCUACAAUAAUCAAUAUGGUAGGUACCUACCUAUAUAAGUCUCAUUCCGGCAAAACACAAAUCAAGUUUACUUUAAGUACGUGAAUUCAUUUCUGUAUAAUAUAAUUAGAUAUUUUAAAUCAGAGAUUCCCUACAAUAUUUUAAUAUGUAGUUCAAACUAUUUUCUGGUAAAUUAUAAUACACGGGCAAACUUUUUGUUCAAAUAAUUAACGAUUGUACAAAAUAAUAUUGUAAAUAUUUUAUGUAUUUAUUAAAAAUCUUUUGAUAUAAUAACACUGAUAUGACGAGAACCAUAAUUAAAACAUUUAUUAUCUUUUUUGCACAUUAUUAUGUAAUAUGCCUAACCUAACCUAACGUAAUCUGUGUAACAUUUUUUUAUAAUAUUAUCAAUCAAAUUUUUAGAUAAAUAAAUAAAAACAACAACCAUAAUAAGUAAAUAGAUAUUAUAGUAUGCACAUUAAUUAAAAUAAUGUUAAAUCAAAUCGCACGAAACAUACAUUUCUUGGAUUAACAAGGUAGACAAAUGUUUCAUCGUGGAAAAUGUUCUCAAUUGGAAAUUUUGAACCUCGCAUAAUCCUUUAAAAUACUAUUUAUACACAUUUGCGUGUAUUACCACACAUAGACAAAACUUAUGUCAGUGUCACCUUUCAUCAUUUUUGGUAAAACUCGUAAUUACACAUUUGUGUACAGGAAUAAUUAUCAAUUACAAAAAAAUAGUGAUGGAUUCUUUUUUUUAAACUUAUUAUCUUCGUUAGUUCUAUAAAUAUACAUAUAAAGAUUUGUAUCAUAAUAAUACAUCACGCAUGAAGUAAUGUAUUUAGAUGGGAUGAACCAUGAUAACGGUAUGUUUUAAACCGUCCAAAAUUAUUAUCAUUAUUUUCGUUGUUAAUUUAUUUGAGUAUAUUAUAGAAGCUAAUAACCAAAGUGUACUCGAUAAAAUCAGUUUCAAAUAAAUAAUAAUUACAAAUAUAUAAGUAAAUAUUUCAUGGGUUAAUCAAUAAAAUGGUAUAAUACAGCUUUCAGUUUGCCAUUGUUUCCAGGCUUCCCGUUUACUCGUAAUAGAGUCGGCUCUCUAGCAGUGCUUGGCCUGGAUACUCUAGCUACUUUUUUAAUAGUCUUUAUAUUACCGCAGGUACCCCACUGCAAUCCUUGCAAUCCACGGUCUCCUAAGAAGAAUUAAUAUAAAAUCAUUAAACACGUAUUAUAAUAAAACAAAAUAAUAUAAUUGUUUAGGUAUAAUUUGUCUUACUCGUCAUAAAAUCGUCAAUUUGUUUUUCAAUUUUGAAGUUGAUAAAGGGCACGACAAAUACUAAUCAUAAGCGCAUUAAACACAUUCGUCAAACAUAGAACAAACGAGAUAAUAGCAUGUUGUUCAAUAAUAAUACUAUAAUAGGUCAGUAGUUACUGGUUACCUGGAUUUAUAGAUAAUGAAUGGUUAUCAUUGAUGACUACUUAUCAGUUAUCACGUAUCAGUUAUGAGAUGUCAAUAUAUUUUGUAAAUAUUAGAACAUUUUGUAAGGUAUUCAACACAAAAAUUUAAGUUGAACAAUUUUAUAAAAAUAUGUAUGAUUAAAUAACAACCCGUACUAUGCAUUCCCUUUUAAAGUAGACGUACGCUAAAAUAUCCAAAAAAUUAAUUGAGGUAUUCAGUUCUCCCCCCCCCUUCCUAAAUCAAGCAUUACAGUAUCUAGUUAAGUUGUUUUUUUAAUUAUGAGAUUAAUACAAACAAACGGAAAAUACGAAUAACAAUUUAAUAUUUAUCUAAUUAUUACGUACAUAUUUUUGAUUUUAACAUUCCUGUUCGCCAUCCACACAGCUUAUUAUUGCAGUUUCUGACGAUAUCCUAAAUUGUAUUACCUUAAAUCGUUAACGUUAAAACAAUAAUAUAAGUAAGGUUUUAUUAUUUCAUAUUUGAUUGACACAUUAUCUUCGACACCUAAUCAGUAAUUAGUAAUUGAAUUUCAGAGAGAGAAAAAGUCAUGGAUGAUUGAAUGAAUAUUAAUAAAAUAAUUAUAAUUUAAUCAUUAUAUGUAUACAUAUAAUACAGCUUUUUAAUUGAGGUAAUUAUAAUUACCUAUGUGCAUUGCGUUAUUUAUGAUAGGUGCACAGUUAAUAAUACGCCAACAAUUAUUUUCGUUAUUGAUAUAAUCGCCAUCAUAUAGAAUUAAAUUCAAAUAACUCGAAGUAACCAUUGCACACUAUUGACUUAACCAUAACCACGAGACACCCUGGUAUUGCUGUUACCUGUGUCAGCUGGACACCUGCAGUAUCUAUACUUAAGAGGACACCACACUGUUACUGGUAGGAUAUAUUUUUAGUGACUUUACUCACUAUUGAUCGUUGCGAUAUGUUUUAUGCGGUCAAAAUUUAAUUUAAUUUUUGGAACCAUUAUUAUGCGGUAUACUCGGUCACGAACUCGGUGGCCUAUAAUACCACGAGGUGGUCAUUUGGGGCCAAUGACACCCCCUUGUGCCAUGUCACAUUUUAUUCCAUUUAUAGAUUGGUAAAAAAUUUAAAUUAUUUUUUGGAUCAAUUUUUUUAUGAUAAUAUAUAAUCAUAAAAAAAAAAAAAAAAAAAAAAUGGGAAAUAGUAUUAGGUAAAUAUCAUAUUGUAUUAUAAUGUAUAGCUUAAUAUAUCUUAUGUAUCUACUGUACUUCUAAAUAUUAUUAUGCGUAUCUUUAAUAAAAUCAAAAUUUUGGAAAUUUGUUGACAACCAUUUUAAAUCGAUGCUAUCAUAUCAAAAUACCGAAAUAUCUUUAAUAAAACUGGAAAUGCGUAUCUGGAUCAAUUAAUUUUAUUGUGUUGUACUGAUGGUGUUUUUCUGAAACAUUGAAUUUCGAAUAAUAAAGGAAUUAUCAGUAUAGUGUAUUACUAUUAUUAUGAAAUUACUGAGAAAUACAAACUGAACCAUCAUGCCAAUAUAUCGAUAUAUAUAUGAUACUAUAUCGUGUAUACGUAAUAUCGUAAUAACAUCAUCAAAAAUUAUUCAGGGAUUAGGUCAACUCUCAUUACUUAUACUUAUACUUAUUACAACUUUUUUUUUUUCUGAUUUUUAGUUAUUUAUCAUGAUUCUGACUAUUUCAAAACCCUUUUUUUAAAUUCUUUCACAAUCGGUGCAUAUGAUAUCUAUACAAAUAAUAUGAUAAUAGCCCAUUCAAUUUAUAAUUUAACACAGCAACAUAAUCGUGUUUUAAAUGUUAUAUAUAACACAUCAAGACUUAAUGUAUAUAUAUGUCGUACAUAGUUUAUUUUUUUUUUUUUUAUAAUAAUGGCUUAAAUAAUUGAAACUCGUAUAUCUACACGUGAUUCAUGUUUGUAUAAUAUUGCCAUAAGAAAAGUUAAAAUAUAAUGACGCACCACGUUUUACAUAUACCUUAAAUUGGAGUUGGUCGAAAUUGAUCAAAAAUAAUAUUAUAAUACACCAAGGGUUCCCAAACUGUGCACCCAGAGUUACUGCGGCCCAUACAGAAUAAACAAUUUGUUUUUGCAGAUUUAAAUUUACAUCAGAUUAACUUUUCACUUUUAUAGACAUUUUUCUACCCUGUAUUAUUGUUUUGUAAUUUUUCAAUCAAUUAUCAAUGAAAACUAAAGUGUUUGUGCACCACAAUUGAAUCUUAAAAAAAGUGCCUAACCGUCUUCUCAACAUUUUAGGAACCGCUAUAAUAUACGAUUUUCUUAAAACAAUAAAAAUAAAUAGAAAAUUAAUAAAGCAUUUUUUUUUAAAUACGCAAUGAGGAAACACCUAACACACUUAAUUUUAAAACGAUUACUUAUGUAUUUUUAUACAAAUUAUUAUUUAGAUAAUUAUGAAUAUAACUUUAUACACAAUCAUAGGCGUCAGGUUUUGGAAUUGUUAUGGAGCUGCGCUAUGAUACACCCGUCAUUUUUAAAAACAGUCUGAAUUAAUUAAUAUAAGUGAAUUUAUUACAUCCAUUUAACAACUAAUGAAUCAAAAUUAUCAUAAAACAUUUACUUUAAGGCCUAUUUAAUAGAUUUAGAUACUUUAUUAUUAUGUUUUACCAUAUAUAGGUUAAUCAUAAUACAUACACAAUACACAUAGUUAAAAAUGUAUUUUGUAUAAAUUAUAUCAGAUUACUUUAGACUAAUUAAAAAGUUGUUUACUUUCGUACUGUUAAUAAAACUAUUAGCAACUACUGGUAGAUUAACUUCUUCAUCCUUAUGAACAUAGAGAAUUUAAGUAUCAUUUAAACUUUCUUGAAACAUUGUGGAUCUGAAAUAUGGCCUAAGUCUCUGAAGUGAACCUCUUUGCUGUAGUCCUGUAGGUAUCUACAAUAAGAUACUAGUAUUUUUAACACAUAUUCUUAAUAGUUUAUUUAAAUCUGGUAAUAAGUCACAUAAGAUUUUAUCAUUCCUAAUGUUUUUGCUAUAUCUAAAAACAUACCUCUGUGUAAUUUUAAUUUUACUUUGUCAAAAUCAGAUCCAUAAAAAUCAAUUAUGUUUGUAUUUAAAUUUUUUCCAAUAAUCAAACUUUUUAAACAUGAAAGAUACUCAAUGAAAUUUGUUGAAACUUUUCUCUUAAUGAACUUUUUGAACUUGUAAAGCGUUGAACUUUUUGUAAAAUAAUUUCCUGUAUUCAUCUUUAAUAAUUGGAAAAUAUUAUGUUUUAAUACCUUCAGUAAAACGUUUUGGGAUUGUUUUAUUCUACAUUUUGUUUAGUUUUUUAAGUCAAAUUCAAUAGAUUUAAAAUCUACUUCAUUCUAAACAUUAUUAAUACUCAAAUUUCGAUGUUUCGAUGUUCUUGAAUAAAGUCUGUACAAUUUUGGAUAUUAAAUUGUGCUUCUUGAAAACUCAAUGACACAGUUUGUACUUGGCGUCUUUUUAUGCACGAUAUGCAAUGUGCAUUAUGUACCUAUAUAAAUGUUGAAUGUUAUUUUACGGUAAAAUAUAAUCUGAUUUGAUUUGGCAUACCUAUAAAAUAUUCAAGUGAAAUUGGUUUUUGUGCUCUGGUUAGCUCGGUAAUUAUAUUAAAUUAUAACACUUAAAUAUAGCAUUAAAAAUCACGAAAAAUACCAAAUUAGUCGUUAGAAAUUAUUACUUUUGGCCAUAUUUAAUUAUAUGAUGAUAUAUAAUAGUGAGCAAUAUAAAAUGUAUUUUUUUAAAUUUAAAUUUGAGAACGGUGUCAAAGAGUAACUUUAGAAAUUUACAUUAUGUUUAAGCAUGAGCUGCAGAUACAAAAAAAAACAUACAUUUUUAUUUAGAUGCACGUUAAGUGCGUAUGCACUGUUAGCAAUAUUAUGCGAACAAUAAUAUUUAAAACAUUUUAAAAUAACAAAAUAAAAAUGUUAACAUUUAAAGUUAUUCAGUGUCAUUCCUAUGAACCUACAUUAGCAAAUAAAACUAUAAAUAGCUAUUACUCCAACUACUGAUAUUAAUAUAUUUUUAUUUAUAUAAUAUAUUUACGACUGUUAUUUUAUUCAAGCAAAGGAAGCUCAGGAAGCUAUUGUUACAAGUUACAACGAUGUGCAGGUUUUCCUUUAUCUCAGAUCUAUCGUUUUGUAAUAGCAUAAAACUAUAAGCAACUAAACACAAUAUUUAUUUGUGUUAGCAACUUUAGGAUUGUAUAUACUAAAUAGGUACCUAUCUGAAAACUAAUGGUGUUUACGAAGUGUACAUAAUUAUAAUUUUUCAAUAUUUUUCAAUAUUUUGUAUACCUACCUGAAAAUUACGAAAAACCGCAAUUAGAAGUAAAUAUAUACAAUAUGCCGAAAUUUUGAAUUUGUAUUCAAACGCACGUUUUCAAAAUCAUUAUGUAAAUAAAUAAAUAUUUGAAAUGCCUUAUUACCAGCUUUUCUGCACUAUUGGUCUUAUAUUAAUUUUAUUAUAGACUACUUAGUUAGUAUGAGAAUUAAAUUGAAUAAUUACCCGUAUAAAUGAGUAAUAGUGUAAUAUAAUUGUCGUGAGUCAUAUACAAUAACACAUACAAUAUGGAAAAACUACUGACCAGUCAGUCGUCUAAUCAGUAAGUACGACGACGUGUGAAACUGUUUUUAUUAACCGUCAUCAUUCGAAGGUACCUACUGUAAAAUAAUGAAAAAAAAAUUGUGAAUACAAUACACAUGACGAGGUAAUAUAUGGUUAAUAUUCCAGAACACACACAAAUUAUAAAACAUGCGUUGAUUAUAAUAUUAAUUAAUAUAUAAUGUGUAUACUAUUCAUAGUAAUUAAUGAUACUAUGUAGUAAGUAGAUAGCAUAAUUAAUUUUGUAAAACAUAUGAAUGAACCAUAUAGAACCCUCUCCCUACGAAAAUUAAAACUGGAAUUCGCUAACUUGUUGAAACCACUUAACUACAUCGUACCUAGAUGUUAAAAAAUAAAACCACAUAUAACAGACAAAUUUAAAAACUCCAAGAUUUCUUUUUUCGUAAUCACAUAGUAGACAUGAAAAUAUACCUGUGCCUAUAAUAUUAUUAUAAUAUUGGAUAAUUUCAUUAUUGUCACGUUGAAUAUAAUAUUAUACUUUCGAUCAUCACAAUGGGGCAGAUUUCGUUCCAACAAUAAAAACCUAUUUGAAUGUAUAGAACACGGGUAUUAAAGAGACCUCGUGUAUUCUGUCUAUUUCUCGUCGUCGGUUUCUGCAGCGUGUACAAUUAUGCGACGUGCGUAUACGAAUAUAUUCUACGUCGUUUGAUGUGCGAUGACCUCUUAUUUUUAUUGCAAUUAAUAAUUGAAAACAUUCUUGUUAUAGUGAUGCGGGGAGCUCUCGCAUAGCUUUUUUUUUAAUGUACGUAUAGCAGUACAUCCAAAGAUUAAUAUUUAAGUAUAUAUUAUACGAAAUGGCAAUGGUAUACUUUAUGAGGGUGAUUUUAAAUAAUUAAUGUUAGUAGGUAGGUACUAUAGGUACGUAUUGCAAUAUAAUUAACAAAUCAUAAUAUAUUUUUAGAAUAAUUGAAGAUGUUAUUAAAAAAGAAAGAAAAAAUUAUUAUAGGUGUAUAUCAAAUGGUUUAAACCUCCAAAACCAACACCGUAGUAUACUACUCCAAGACAGAUGAACAAGAUACUUCAAAGUGAAUAUUUAGGUAGCCUUCGCUACUAAACAAGGGUUACUAUUUCAAGAUAAUGGACACUUUUCGAAACUUAAUCGCCAUACAAGAUACGAUUUACUAACAUACGAUACUGACACACGUAUUUAAGAUACUGUCCAAAUUUGUUUGCAGGGAAAUGGUGUUUUAAAUGUACCUAUAUUGUGUACAAUGAUAAAGAUCUUGUGUGAUUUACGUGUAUAAGUGAAAGGUUUACUGCUUCAUAUAUAAACAUGGUACCUAAUUAAAUAAUUAUGUACAAGUAUACCUCUCGUUUACUCUAUACUGUAAUGAUUUAAUAUUUAUUAUUAUAUACACACGGAUAAUUAAAAAUAUUAUUACUAGGUACUUAUAUAAAUACCGAUUAUAACAAUAUUGCCAAGAGGACAGUGAUAUCUAAAAACUAAUAUUAGGACAUUAAAAAUAAUUAUGGAGUUCGAAUACGGGUACUAAAAUUUAAAGAGCGAAAUAUUUUGGCGGAUAUAGCGUUUUUUUCAGAUUUUGAACGAAUCUAGGAAUAUAUUGGUUUUAUAAUGAUGUUUAUAUUUAUAUACUUUUUUUUUUUUAUCAAUGAACAACUCUUCUACUAGACAUUUUGUUCUAAUUUUCAAGUGUAGCAUCUUUUUUCAAAGGAAAUUUUAUCUAUUUGGUACUUUAAAGAAGUCAUUUUUGAUUUUCUAAGUAGUUUUCAUUUUUUUUUUUUUUAAAAACAGACAAAUUUACGAAAUAUAUUAUUUUCAAUAAUUUUAGAUUCCGAGCUUAGCGAGGGUUUUACAAUGCUGUUUAUUUCUUAUUUUUUCUUUGUUCUAGUCUGUUUUUUCUUAGUAAACUCGCUUCAAUUUUUACGUGUAGCAACUUUUCUGAAAGCUUAAGUUGUCUAGAUGGUACUUAAAAAUGAUUUAAUCGAAAAAUCGCAAAACGUUUUUUUGAUUUAAUUUCUUAAGAUAUCAUCGUCAAAACUUUUGAGCCAAUUUUGAGCUUUUAAGUAAUUUUAAUUUGUAGAAGUUUUUUUUGCUUUAAUUCGAUUAUAAGUACACGUAGAGACUUUAAACUUGGUAGUUAUACUUAUAUUGGACUUGCCUAGACGUUGUCAAGUUUCCAAAAUUAUCGGACAACUUUUUUUUCUUUUUUUAAAACGGGUUUUGAAAUCAAAUUUAGACGAAAAUCGCAAAACAAAAUUACGGCACUUCAAAUUAUUCCGAACUUCGCUCAGAAUCGUCUUUCGUCAACAAUGGUUUAUCUUCGCUUACAGAUUUAAAUUAAAUAAUCCCAUGUAUCCAACCUUCCCCACUAUCUACCUACAACAGUGGCAGCACUCAUCUUCAGUGUCAUCUCUUUUUUUUGUGAUUCACUUAAAAAUAUUUUUAGAGGCUUGAAAUUUGGAAAGAAAACUUAUAUUUGCCUUUUAUAGACGCGAUAAAAUGUUCAAAACAUUUCAAUCAUUUUUGAAUUAUUUAUAGUUAUUUUAAUUUGGCGAGUUUUUUACAUAAUUUGUAUUAAGUUUAUACUCUGUGGAUAAAAUUGUUAAAUCAGACAGAAAUGGUUAAAAUUAACAGGAGAUUCAUUGUAAGGCGUAUUUUUUAUAUUAAAAAAUUGAGUGUGUAAAAUGUUGAAUUUUUUAUAAGAAUUUUAAUACCAAAUUUUGAUAGAAAUAAUAAAUAUAUUUAUACCGCCUUUCAAAACGUAUAUAACCAAAUUCUGUUCAGAAUCGUUUUUCGUUAGCAAUGAUUAAUCGUAUUAAUUAUAUAUUGUAACACCGAUAACUCAACAUGUAGACGAUUGAAUAUAUUUAUAGUUUUAGUUUUAAAUCCUUUAUUGUAAUUAUAAUAGUGUAGAAUAAGAAGUGUCAAUGACAACAUAUAAUAUUGUUAUAUUGUGCCUUUAAUUCACCUCCGGUUGAUUUAACAGUUGGUUUAAAACACAAUCACCUAGGUAUUUCACCUAUAUAUUUCAUCCGUUAACAAUUUGUUCCGGAAUACGAUAUCGCCUGUAGGCAAAAGCAUUACUUUAUAUAUAACCUGCAGUUCUUGUCGUUUUAGUUGGACGGAUAAACCCUUUAAGAAUCAUGAUGCUUUUUCAUUAUAUCAAUUAUAGAAGGCAAGCUGUACUAUGGCAAUUGGUGACUAUAGUAGUUGGCCAGUAAUUAUUAAAAUGUGAUCAACGUUUAUAGUAGAUUACUUUAUGGGUCAAUAGAACAACCAAUAGUUGGACUAUAGUUGUCAAUCGUUUAUACUAUAUUUAUGUAUUUAUUAUAAAUGAACGAGAUGAGCCCUUUGGUAUAGUAUGAUAUGAUACAACAUGAGUACAACAUGAUAUGUACUUACACAUAUAUAAAUUAGAAUACAAAUAGUGCUUAAUGUUUUAACUAUGCUCGCAUUAUUCUACUACUAAUAAUAAUAUUACUAUUACUAUGUAAAACCGAACGGUACAUUUUAAUUUUGAAAAAAAAAGUACCUAUACUCCAUAGUAAUCUUACAAGUUCUAAAACGCAUUAGUCAAUACCACAGUCGGAUUACGGUUUGAGGGAAAGGCGAAGAUGAUUCUAACCUAUAAACCCUAUUAACCCUGUAAAGUUUUUAAAAACUUAACUAAUACCUAAACAGUUUAGAGGAAAAAAUUAUUUAUACUGUAAUAAUUGAAAUUAAAAUUCUAAGUUUGCAUAACAUCUCGCCUAAUGGGAAAUGAUUUUUAUUGAACCACUAAAUAGGUAUAUAAUAUAAGAAAUAAGUAUACAUAGAAAAACAUAUUUUUUUUUUUUCUAUUAGGUUUAUUUGACCUUGGGUCAUUAUAAUUUGGUUAAUACGGAUUCGUCGGUAGCUAUAAAAAUCGACAAAUUAUUUACCGAUUUAUUUUGAUUAGUAGUUAAUCAACACUAUACAUUGCAUUUUGUAUCAUAUAAAUCUAAAUGAUCUAAUAACUAAUUGCUGACUUAGUUGGUGUUUACUAUUAGAACUGCAUUAGGGCAUAAGAGUCUACUGCACAAGCCUGUAAUAAUUGCAAUUGCAAAACGUUUAUCCUACAACUUGUUUUCCUUACCAUAUCGAUUUCGCAUGGAAAUUUGAGAAAGUUUCGUAUAACUAUAUAGUGCUAAUCGUAAAUAUUUACCCAAUAAAAAUUCGCCGAUAAACGAUUAAAGCUGAUAAACUAAUAAACCAUCAAUGGUGACGUAUCGUAACUUAGAGGGUGUAAUCGCACCUGGGUCCGUUCACUUUGGGGUGCCCAAAGUAAUACAAUGUUUUUCUUUUGAUAAUAUGUUAUUAAACUGAUCAUUUUGUAAAUAAUUAACUUUUCAUUAUAAUAAUUCAAAAUUACUUUAUUAUAUUGUAGUCUGUAUGAGUGAAAAUACUAUGUUUAUGAGUAAUGAGUUUGAGUAUGGUACCUUCUGUGGUGAAAACAAUAUGAUUUUAAGUUUUAUCAUUAUUGUUAAUUGUCAAACGUCGGGUUUUAUUCUUUAUUUAUAUCAAUAAUGAUAAAAUAAACGAUAAUAUGCAUAUUUAAUAAUAUGGGGGAAACUUUGAAAAUUUUGCUCCCAGGCUCAAAUUUUGAAGUUACGCCACUGAAGACGAUACCAUCGAAAACUACUGCAUAAUGUGAUAUCACAAAUAGUUAAAAAGCGUCAACGUUAUAUUUCUUUUAAAAUAACUACUUAUUAUUUUUAAUUAUCUUGGCUUUCUGGUUUGUCAUAAUUUGAUCGUUUUUCAUCUAUCUAAUAAAUAGUUUAUUUAAGAUAAUAUGACUUUAGUCUUUGAGAUUUGAAGUACGUCUUGACAGUAUUAUUCUUUGAUCGGCUCUUGUAUAAAGAAGCAAGCCGAAACAAAUACCCAACAACAAUAAUAAUAUGGCACUUUGACCAUAGGGAUUUUUCGUAUACGUCGAAUCUAUUGAUGACAACAAUAGCUUAACUGCAGAGUCCUCCUAACUUCGCACGAUUUCAUUAACAUCAAACGUGGUCAUCCGUAACGCUUAAAAAUUGUUAGACAAACGAUUUCACUGACCGACGGCAUUCCAACACCAUAACAGGGUAAUAAACUUCGAGGGCUACCUACAUACAUUUUCUCUGGGAAUUCUUUACCGCCCAUCAACAACCAACAUAUGUCCCAAGAUUUAUUCCAUUGUCUUCGUCAAACCUCCGAAUUCAAUUACUAUAAACCUAACGUGGCCACGUUAUUAAUCCAUCGUUAGAGUUCCGGACGUCUUAUUUUUAAAAAAACAUAAUAAACACGACUAACGUUCUAAAUAAUAAAGAACAAUUAUUAUAUCCAAGUACCUAUAUUGACAGUUUCACUUUUAUUAUCGACCCUGUCUUUAUUUUCCCGUCUCACCAACUUAGAUAAAUAUAAUUAGAAUUAUGAUAUAGAUACUUAAUUUAAAUUGUAUAAUAUUAUAUUAUAUCGGAAUUUAUUAUCGUUUGAACUACUAUUUUGACGCGUCUUAAAACAAAUUUUAUUAAGUUUAUAGAAGUCAUAACAAUAUUAUGUCCAAACGAUUAUACAUUACAGUAUAUUUAUUGUAUCCGUAAAAUUAAUGUAUACUUAUAUAUUAUGGUAGUCUUAUCGUAACUAUCAAUAUUAUUGUUUCUCGAUCGGUAAAAUAUGGCGACAUAGUCGCCCUUGGCAAUUCGCAUUGUCUCACUAAAUCAUAUUCGUGACUUAACACGUUUUUUCAUUCGAAUCCAACCCUGCGUUGUUUGCUCAUCGAACGCACAUAUAAUAUUAUAACAGAUAAAAUAACAGCUCUGUCAUUUUUUUAAAAAAAUCAACACAGGGUCAUUUUAAAAAGUUAAAAUUAUACUCGUUCAGACCAGAUUUCGUACCAAGUUUUAUUCUAUUCCAGUGUCUGAGUAGGUAGGUGCAUAGUGUAAAAACUCGUUUUGCAUCUCAUUUAUUGAUCUCAAAUUGAUGCACUGCGUGUGUAUUCACAAUCUUGAACGUCGUUAUUCAUUAAUAAAUUGUCUCAACAAAUUAUUAUCGUUCAUUAUACUAUGUAUCAUUAGGUACUAUCAGUAUACGUAUAUCGUAAUGAAUAUGUACCUGUAUAAAGUUAAAUAUUUAAUAGAAAUAAGUGCAAACAACCCAAAUAUUUUUUUUUGGACUUAAGCCAUGAUUAUAUUGAAUAAUAUUGUAUAUUGUGUAUAUUUGGUAUUCACUUGAUAAGAAAUUUAUUUAGGAAGGAGGGCUAACCCCCCAAACUCCCAAAAUGAAUUGCAGAAAUUUAUUAUGAUUAUGAUAAUUUGUAUGUCUUAACGUAAUAAAUGUUUUUUUAUGAAAAUUUUAGUUCAUAAAAAUAAAAAUGUUUACAUUUUUCAAUGCAAAUCAAAUUUCCGUGCAUAUUUUGAUGUAAUAAUUUAUCAAUUCUCAGAUUAUUAUACUUCUUUUACCAACGUUACGAAGAUUUCUGUAUAUAAACAAUAACUAUAACUCUGUAAAGUGUAUUUUUUAAAUUAAUUUUUAACCAUUAUUUAUAUUACAGGUUUGACAUGUGUGUCUUCGAAUUCACCAGACAACGAUCAUUCAUUCGGUUACGAUUCAGGAGAGCUCGGUAAGAAUUUAAUAAAGCAUAAUAUAUUUUAAAAAAUUAAUUCUCUACAAGAAAACCACCAAAUCACAUAAAUUCUUACAAAUUGAAAACGGGUUAACUGCCAAGACAUUUUUACUUUAAAAUAAUCAUAUUACACCUACAAUUCAUUGAAUACGCAAAUCUCGUAAUAGGCCACACUUUAUAGAUGCACGUACAUACGAUUUUCCGUGGCCUCGAAUACAAAAAUUUGUUGUUAAAUUUUUAUCAUUUUUCAAUAUUAUCUAUUGAAAAAUAAUAAAAAUAAAAAAAUUCACUUUUUAAUUAUUUCCCAGUGACCUAUUCACCACUGUACUUAUUAAAUUUCUUGAAUGGCGAAUACUGUGAUUUAUGUAGCAGUAACCUGUAUAUAGUAUACAUGAUGAUAAUUUAUCUAUAUUAGAUCGACAUAACUGAAAUAUAUUAUUAUUAAUAGACAAUUAUUAAUUAUCUACAAGUCCAGAGUUGAAUAGUAUGUAUAGAAAAUCAAAUAAAUACACGUUAAAAUGGAAACUGACACGUGUCGCAUUGUUUGGCUUGUAGGUAAAAUAUUUUUAGACAACAUAAUAGGAGGUAUACCUAAUACCUAUAGUCUAUACUAAUAAUUUCGCAAUAAUUAUUAUAAUGUAGAUAUUGUAAAUAUCAAAUAGAUUGUAGAUUACGUACAAAUCGCAUUUUGAAUUAAUUAGAUACGCCAUCAAUAAACCUUGAUUGAACAUAUUACGAAUAUAUUGGCCACGCACAUUGAAAGUAGUCUCGGUUAUAGUUUUAAAUAUUAAAUUGAAUUAAUACAUUAGUUAACUUCAUCCUUAAAUUCUUGAUCGCCAAAACUAAAUCUAAUAUCGUAUUAUUGUACCAACUCAAAUAUUUACUCGUAUACAUUUAUAUUUAAUUUUUAAGGCGAUAUUUUGCAUUAUUCUGUUAAAGAAACGAGCAUUUCAUAUUAAGGGGCCUGGUGCCAGCGCAUUUUUUGGCUCAAAAACAUGCCUUACGAGACAAUUUCUCUAUGCCUCGUAAAGUAGUCCGAUUAUGAUUACUUUUAUGUUAUAAAGAAAAAGACUUCCUACAGACUAAAUUAAACACUGUAUUUCAGUGUUUUCAUGUCGAACUUUUUAGAGCGGUCAAAUUUUAACUUUUUUUUUAUCAAUAUAUUUAUACUAUUAUUUGAAAUCAAAUGAAAAAUCGAGAAUAUUGUUUUAUCAAUUAAAAACAAAAAUAUGUAUAAUAAAAAUAAUAUGUUUUCAAUGAGAUAUUCCUGCACGGCCAUACCGACCCUUCCCCUAAAUGGGUUCUAGAAAUCUGGUAGUAAAUUAGUAGAAAAAUCUUUUAAGUGGUAAUUUAACUGUUAAAAAUAUUUUAAAAUUUACAAAAUUUGAAAAUAAUUGCAAAACUGGCACCUGGCGCCUUAAUAUUAAUAUGUGUAUAUAAUCUGUAUGGUAAUUAUAACACAGAUACGCAUAUAAUGUAUUUGACGAUAAAUUUGUUUUUUAACAAAACUGUUUCAUUAGAGGGAAAAAAUAUACGUACCAUAUAAAAUAUCAUAACUUGUGUAACUCAAAUUAUUAGAAAUACUUAAUUUUAGAUUCUGAGUAAACCAAGUCAAUCUGAUUAGUUUUGUGUUCUGAUUACCAGAACUAUAUAUUAAAAAAUUUGUUACCUGUCAAUUUCAGAGUAAGGAUGUUGUUUUUCUUUACCAAAAAAUAGAAUAUUUAGUUCCUUUAAAACAACAAGGUGAUUUAUAUUUAUUUUUACUAUCAAAUUGUAACCGAAUUAUUAGGUACUCGUAUAAGAAGAUCUGUAACAAUAUAUACAUAUUUCGCGGUGUCUAAUUAAAAAACGCCCCGGGUUAUUGUUUAUAGAAUAUAGUCUUCUAAAUAACGACCUUGUUCAUUAUUUAUAAUAUGAGCUAAAACUUAAAAUAACUAAUUUAUGUUAUUUGUAAUAGACUAUAGGGCUUUUUGCCAUGUUAUAAUAAAUUACAAAUGGUUGGAUCGUUCGCUAAAUUAAAUUCCUACACCUAGAAUAUUGUUAAAUAUAAUAAUUAAACCCGGAUUGUAAGGUAUUUGUAUUCACUGCGUCUAGGCAGGUUAGGUUAGAUUAUAUAUACAAUUGUAUUUUACUUUAAAACCGACUUAUUAAGUGAUCAAAACAAAUUAAUAACAAUAUUUUAAUUACCUACCUAAGACAGACGAUUCAAAUUUGCACAAUUAUUUAUUAAAAUAAUUAAUUAAUUAAUACUUCAAAAUACACAACAAAAACAAAUUUGCAGAGUUUUACUUAUAAAUUAUAAUACAGGUAUAUUAUGAUAUGAAAUACAAGGUAAAAAAAGAAAAAAAGAACUGAUAAUGCUGAUACUUAGCAGGUGUUCCACUGUUGUAGGUAGGAUGGUGAAAAAUAGAGAAGAUUAUAUAUAUAGAACGAAUUAAGUUAUAUCUGUACUCAAUGAUAAAUCAUUGCUAAUAAAAAACGAUUCUGAGAAAAGUCCGGCUAGUCAUUUUUUAAAAUGCCACGGUUUUUAGAAUUUUCAUAAAAAAUUCGAACUUAUAGGCUUAAAAACCGAUAUUAUUUCUUCUAGCCACUCAUACAACUUAUGAUGAACAUAUAUUUUCGUAUAAACAAAAAAAAAAAAAGACAAUUUUAAAUGGCUCAAUAAUUUUCUAAAUGCUUUGAAAUUUAACCUCGAUCAGGGAGGAGAAUUCGGUAAAAAGGCCUGGUCUCUCUAUGAAGUAUAAUUAUUUUUAAAUGAAUUACAACAAAAAAAUAAAAUUGAAAAUAACCUCAUCCGUUAUUUUGUAAAUUUCCCGUUUUUUUUUUUUUUUUUAUCAAUUAUUAAGAAAAACUAUUCGAAAAUCAAAAAAUGACGAAUCUCCAACUGAUGAUUUACACCAACCAGAAAAAGUUAUUACCACAAACUACCCCUGAAUUUAAUUAAUGAACAAGAUUUCUGCUAGAAAAGUUGUUGGCAAAAAAAAUAAACAGUAAAACUAAUACAUUCCUCCUUACAUUCAGAAUCUAAUGAACACCACGAUUACACAAACUUGUGUUCCAUAGUGUAGUAGGUAACUUAAUGAUUCAUCAUUAUUAGUAAAACAUAGAAAUUACUAUAAUACUAGUAGUUUAAAAGUACAAUAUUGAAUUAUAAACUAUUAACACAUUUGUGUAAUAAUCUAUACACACAUCUAUCAUUUUGAACAAUACGUCAAUAAUUUAAGUAUACGUGAAAUAAUAAGUUGACGCGCAAAUCUUGUACUACAUUGCGAAAAAAAAAUUACAAUAAUACAAUUACUUCAUCUAAAUAACAUAAUAAAAAAGAAAAACCCAAUUUGAAAAUUUACGAUCUUAUACAACUAAAAACGAUUCUAGUUAUAGGUAAGUAGGUACCUAUUAUCAUGACUUAAGCAAAAUCCAAGAUUACAUUUAUUUAGAAUAUUCGAAAUUGUAAUUGCUGGUUCAUGAUUAAAAAAAAAUCAACCUUGUAUUAUGUACUGUAAUUUAAUAUCAUUACAACAAUAUUAUAGGUAUAUAUGAUAGGUACCAUCAUUAUAAAAUUAAAAUUACACAAUUUGAAUGAAUAUUUGUAUUUGUAAUUUUUUUUUUAAUUGUGUCAAUCAUAACACAUCCAUUAAACCCGCGAUAGUAGUUGGAUGGCCUUAAUAGAAUAAUAUUUGUAUAGGGAAAUAUUCAAAGACCACAGACGGCUGAAAAUAAAUUUAUUAUAGAUUCAUUUAUAAUCGCAUAUACAUUAUUAUAUUAUCAUCGUAUUUCUUACUAGUUGACGCUAUUAUAUAUAUAAUAGUGGUGUACUAAUGACCGCAAUAUCGCAUAAGUACACAGGUAGUAAUUUAGUAAUUCCUACUUUGAUCGCAUGUAACCAAUAAAAUCAUAAAUCAUAAUUAUAAUUCAGUUUUCAAGUCAUCCUCAUUGUAAAAGAGAAUAAGGAUAUUUAUAUCCUUAAUUUGAAAAUUUAUAAUAUGUUAAAUAUACAAUAAUUAUUAUUAUUGUUAGUAGAACAUAAACCAAUUCAAUGGAAUAUAUAGUUAGAGGUGCAUGUGUAGUUUUUAGGAUUUUCUAAAAAAUUAAACUUACCUAUAAAUACCUAUAGGUACUUAUUAUUUUAGAAUUAGGUACCUAUAUGUAUAAAAUGAAUACAUAAUUAUGUAUUCGGAAUAAUUGAAUAGGUUUUAUCAUUAUUAUUGAAGGUGGAAAAAAAUAUUAAAUAUGAACGGAUAUUAAAAUAUACAAAUACAAUAAUAAUAUAUUGUAAUUAUAAUAAUAGUUCACUAACUCACUUGAAGUUUGAACUAUGGUUUUUGACCAAGUGAAAGUAGUAGAAAUCCUUUUCAAAAUUCAUUUAAUUUUUAAUAAAUUGCAUAGAUACCUCUGAAACCAGUGGUUCCCAAUCUGGGAAUAAAUACCCCCUAGGGGUAAAACAGGAUUUUUUGAGGGAUAAAGAUAAAACUGAAUUUUUUUUAUUGGAUGUUCUAUGUAUUAUUGUUAAUUAUACCUAUAAAAUCAUUUUAUUUAUUAUCCUACUUAUAAAAAUAUUUGAAAUUUGUAAUGUAAAUUACGACAUUUUAAUAGCUAUUCUACGCAGUAUUAUUAGAACACUAAGUGUUUAAUAUUAUAACUCGAGUCGUAUUUCAAAUAUUUAUUAUAACAAUUUAUCUAUAAUAUGAACUAAUGCUGGCAGUUCCUUUUAGUCUCAACUUAGAUUUCUUAAAAUUAUUUUUUUUAUAGCGUUCGUACAUCGACAAUUUGUAUAAAUAAUCGACAAUUUCUUCAUAAUGGGCAAUCUGAUAAAACGGCAAAUAUCUUAUUAUUACAAAAUUAUAUCAAUACCUUAUAGUUCGCAACUGUUAGUCGUGAUCAGUAUUUCGUAAGACAUUAAUUAUUUCGGAAAAUAUUGAAAAAUAUGUGUAGGUACUUUUGAUUAUCAAAUGGCAACCUAUAAUAAACGUUCCAAGAAAAUAAUAUGAAUUUUUACUUUAAAUAGUUCGCCAACGAGUUGGUUGUAAUUAGAAAUUUCAACACCAAGUUUAGUUCAACUAAAACUUCAUCUCUGUGUUUAUAGAAUUUUUAAUUAUUCAAUAAUAUUCAAAAAUGUAUACAAGCAUGUAAAAUAUUAUUUUAAAUAAAACAUUUCACAAAAAUGUGAAAUAUUGAAUUUGUGAAUUGUUAAUUUUACCAUAAUACUUAAUAAUAAUUAUGUUUUAUAAUAUAUUAUAAUUAUUUAAUUUAUAAUAACAAUUAUUUUUGUUUAAGAUCCACUGCAUUGGGCUACUGAAUACAAAACAUGCUCAGGAAAAUAUCAAUCGCCGAUUGACAUCGAAGAAAAGCUUGUAACAAAAGUUAAUUUACCACUUUUGCGUUUUCACAAUAUCGACAUAUUUCCAACAUCAACAAACAUAACGAACAACGGACACACAGGUAAUAUAUUUAUUUAUAUCAAACUAAUGUUAGUAUAUCCAAUUAUUUAAAAUAUUCACUAAAGUAUGACCGCUAAGUACUAUAUACGAUUAAUGGAAAAAACAAUAUUGUUCUAAUUUUUUUAUCCGUAGUAUAUACUACAAUAAUUUGAAAAAAAAAUCCAUAAUCAUUCGCUAAAUUUAAUUUAUGUGAAAAAAUAAUGUUUAAAACAGUGUUCACGGUAGGUAUGAAGAAUUAAACUCUAGAUAAACAUUAAACCAACAUACCUAUAGGUAUUAUUAUAACUAUAUACAUUUAGUUAUUCUACUGAAGAUUUUAUUAAACUAUCCAACAUGAUAUAUGUCAGGUUAAAGGCGUAUUUUUAGAUUUUUAUUUAAGAUUUAAAAAAUGAAGUAGGUAGGUACCUAUAUUUAAUACGUACCUGUAGUAGACUGUACAUCUUUCCCCCCUUCAUGAUUGCCAGAUUGACCUUGGUUAUAACUUAUAUAGCAUCAUCUGGCGUACCACACAUUCCUUAUGAUGUCUGGUAGGUAACUCAUCAAAAUUACUUACAUAUUAUUGAAUUCAUUGUGGUGCCUAAGAUGAAUAUUGAAUAAAAGAUGGAUUUGUUCUGGCAAAAGGAACUACCAAAGUGAAUAUUUCGAUGUUUAGCAAUACCUAAUAUUAUUUAUUUUUCUAUUUAUAUAAUUUUCAAAAGUGUCAAUUUAUAGAUGCCUCUUUUUUAAACGACAUUUUAUUAAAAUUAUAUCAUUGUCUGGGGGCUUUCUGGACUGUCCCCUCCCGGAAAUCCACCACUGACCUAAUCUAUUAUUAUAUAACGUUGUCAAUAGUACAAAACGAACUUAUUUUUUUAACCAUAUUGUUUGACAAUCAAAAUUGAAGUCUCUCUUCGAUGAAAUAUCCUUGCUACGACACUAUAUUAUUCUUCUUAGCCUAUUUUUUUUUGAAAAUAUAAAUAAUUUACCUAUAGUUUAUUAGGUUUAAUUCAUAACACAUAAAAUAAAAAUUUAAAUUAACUGAACAAAUAGGUAUGUUAUAACAAAGCCAAUAAUGUAAUUAUUCUACCAAGGGGGCACUUUUUCUGAAAUUAUGGGGGGAAGAGGUUAUGCCAGUUAUUACUGUUUAAUAAUAUUAACAGGUUUAUGGUCUUACGUGUGACCUAAAUUUAAUAUAUGCCUAUAGCCUAUAGGUAUAUUAGGUAUAUGGGGUGUCUUACAAUGUUAUCCAAAUGAUAAUAACUGUAAAUAUUCAUUUUUUUUUUUUAGUCGAGUUUUGUGAAUACAUUAAAGCCGCUAUAACUAAGAAACAAUCGGAUAUGAAUAUAUGAUACAUUAAAACUUUUUAAAAAUGUAUAAAGUGAACAAAUACAAUUUUUUUUUAGCGAUUAAGGAAUGAAAAUACAAAUUUAAUUUUAUUUACAUUCGUGUCCCCCUGACACAAAACCCGAUUGAAAAUAAAAAUAAAUAUUGAUUAAGUUAUUAGUAUCCGGUAACAUUGCGUAGAACACUCUGUAUAUUAUCUCUGUAACAAUUAUAUACCUAUGUAUCUUAUUUGUUGAAUCAUGUAUUUUUCAUAGAUAUAUAAUAUAUGAUAUAUAAUUAUGUUUACAGUGGUAGUAUUAUCAAAUUACACAACUCCAGUAAUGAUUAGUGGAGGUCCUCUAACUCCAUUCUAUAGAUUCACGCAGUUCCAUUUUCAUUGGGGCGUCAAUGACUCAACAGGUAGUGAAGAUCUCAUCAACAACCACAGGUAAAAUUAAAAAUUUGAAUAAAUUAACAUGGUACUAAUAAUUAAGUUAAGUUAUAAAUUAAAAUUGUGUGUUAAAUAAAUUAAAUUAAAUUCAUAAAUAAAAAAUCUGAUACUGCUAAUGGAUGUGCCACUGUUGUAAGGAGAAAGUUGAGAAGGUAAGAUACAUUAAGUAUUUAAUUUAUAUCUGCAAGCAACGAUAUACCAUUGCUAACAAAAUAUGAUUCUUUACGAAUGAAGUUAUCAUAUAUGUUUAGAAAUGCCUUAAUAUUUACGAUUUUCGUCAAAAUUUGAUCAUAAAACUAUUAUAUAUAUAUAAAAAAAAAAAAAAUACUAGAUUACGCUCAAAUUAAUUCUUUACCAUUAAGUGCAACUUAUAAUGAACCUCAUGUUAAAUUUUCAAAUAUUUCCGUUUGUUCAAACAAUUUUAUUCACAGAAUACUUACCAAAUAAAAACUACUUAAUCAAAUUCGCCAACAUAAAAUGCUAAUAAAUAGCUUUCAAAUAAAAAAUGUUUUUAAAUUUUACCACAUCUAUAAAAAACAAAUAUGAAUAUUCGUUGAAAAUGUUAACUCUCUACGAUAAUUUUUAACUGGUCCACGAUAAAAAACCAAAAUCAAAAAUAACAAUAAUAUUAAUGCUGUGAUCUUCCCCGUAUUUUCUACGGUUUUUCAAGGUUAUUCCCAAUUAUUAUGAAAACUGGUUGGUAAAUCAAAACAUAAUUUUAUUACUCGCCAACAAGAUUCAAAUGCAACAAAAAGGUCUCUUUGUUAUUUUUUUGAUUUGAGCACGAUUUUUAAUAGACGAGUUGUUUACAGAAAAAAAAAAAAUGUUUUUUUUUUUUCUAACACACAUUGUAGUAAAACCAUUAGAUCCCUCACCAUACUCAGAAUAUAAAAUAAAUAUAAUUAGGUAUAUAGGUAUGACAAAACAAAUAAUAGACUUUAAGAGAAAUGUAUUUCCACAAACAGUAAACAAUGUGCAUAUUGCAUAUCUAUAACACAAUUAUAAAUUAUGUUCAAUUAAUUUGUAUUUAAUUGUUUAAUUGUUGGUAUUAUUUUAUUUUUAUAGUUUUCCAAUGGAGUUACAUAUGGUGUUUACAAAUACAGACUAUGACAACGACACUAUAGCCUUAACAAAAAAUGAUGGAUUGGUAGUUUUGGCUUCGUUCUUUGAAGUAACUGAAGAAGACAAUCCAAUAUAUGAAGAAAUUGUUGACACAUUGAAUAAAAUUAAUUUGCCUGAUAAUACAGCAAUAUUACCGGUCGGAUUAACUAUUAGAUCUAUAUUACCAGAAUCAACUGAACACUAUUUCACAUACAAAGGUUCUUUAACUACACCACCAUGCUUAGAAGUUGUCACAUGGAUAGAUUUUAAACAUCCAAUUAGACUAUCCCACAAACAGGUAUCUAAUUAAUUAGUGUAAAACGAAUCACUACAGACCUAUAUUUUAUACAAGUUAAAUUAUUCAAAUUUUACAUAUUAUUUUGAAAUUUUUAUAAUUGGUAUGCAGUUCUGUAUAUAUUAUGCACUAUGCAGUGUCUACCUAACUGCUUUAUACUGAACUAAAAUAUUUUCUAGGUACAUACCUAUUAAUACUUACUUGAUAUUAUUAUGUAUAACUACUAUUUUUGUAUUACAUCGAUUUGUUUAGUGAUACCUAAUGAUUCUAAUAUUCUUGAUUUUUUACAGAUCCAAGCUUUCCGUACAUUGCGUUCGAAACAUGGACCAUUAACGCAUAAUGCUCGGCCCGUACAAGAGUUAUCCGGACGACCUGUGUGGUAUAAUGUAGGUGGGUAUGCGACAUUGAACACGCCAAUUGAUGAAUCAAACAACGGUGUCACAUUCGGUUUUGCCAUAUCCAACAUUGUAGUGUUAUUGUGUUGCAUAUUUGCUACUCUAAGCACGGUGCUCUGAUUCUUCUGUUUUAAAAAAUUGCAAUUGUCGGUAGUGCUUUGUAAAAUCGUGAACCAUGAAAAUGAUAUUAAUAAUACUAUACUGACUAUACUAUAAAUAACAAUGGUAUAGUUCUAUAUGCAUUAUAUAUAUUUUUAUGUAAACAAUUUUGUGUAUAAGUCACGGUUUAAGGCAUUUUAAACCAUGGUAUAAGUAUAAUUGUACAAUGCUGCAAUUAGAUAUAGGGAUAUUAGUUAUUAUGAAAUCAAAAAUUCAUAAUAUCUAAUUAAAACUUAUAGGUAAAACAAUCUAGCCUAACAUUAGGCUCUAACCAAAGGUUUGAUGUACCACCCACUCCCUCCACACACAUCUACGAUAAUUGCAGCAUUGUAAUAACUAUAUAUGUAAUAGAUCUCAACAAUUUAUAAGUUUUAAACAAUUUGUGUGUUUUAAUUCUAUUUUAACAAAGCAAUUUUUUAAUUUUAAUAUUAUUUUUCAUAAAAAUUAUAUAUUAAGAUUUCUUUCUAACGAUAAUUUUCAUACAUACUAUUUUAGAUUUUUUAAGAUUUAUUUGGCUAUUUACAGUUGUUAUUAUUUUCACAAAUAGGUAGAGAGCAUGCACUAAGACAAUUUUAAAACUGCACAUCUUGUUUCAAAGCAAUAGUUGAAAAAUUCAAAGGGGUCCAACAUUUUCUUUUAAUCAAUUAAAUAAUACAUUUUUUUAUAUAGGUACUAACAAAUGUUUUAUUUUGAAAAAAUAUUGAAGGGCAGACCCUGAAUCUUCCUCCCCCCCGCUAUAGCCUUGUCUAGUUUAUUUCCCCCUACAUAAUGAACAACAUUUUCCAAUCAAUUUGCUUACUAAUAUCCUCAUUACGCUUAAUACUUCAAAUGUCUUUAUUUUACAACAACUACCUUUACUUAAUAUAUUUUUCUAAACAAUAUUUCCUUUAUAUUUUUCUUCAAACAAAUUAUUGAUAAAUUCAUAUAUGUAUUUAUUUAUAUAUCUUAUCGAUUAAAAUUCUAUAAUAUUUAACUUCAAAAUAAGGAUGAAAUAUUUGUUUAUUAUUUUUAUUUUUUUAUAUGACAACUUCUUCAUCACUCUUUAAAAAUUGGUUAUUUUUAUUUGGAGCUUCAGAAAAUACGCACCAUUAAAAUACUCUUCAGCCUUUUUUCUCAUAAUUAAAGUUCAUAAUAUUUUUUAAAAACUGCACAAUAUUUCAUUUAGAACAGCACAUUUCAUGUAAAACUGCACAUUACUAAAGGUACUAAUGCAGUUUGUAUUAUUGUUGAACAAAAUCUUUUGAAUUUAUUGCAUUACCUAUAAUUUUUCUUCAACAAAAAUAAAAAUAAUAUAUUGUUAAUCUAUUAUUAUUUACUUUAUACCUAAAUAUGUUAUUUUAUAAAUAACAAAUUUUUACUAUAAUUUUUUUUUUUUUUUUUAUGUUUUAAUUAAUUAAUUAAUAUGACAUAACAAUUAUCUUAUGUUCCAAUAAAUAAAAAUAUAUAGGAUUAUUUAUCUCUGUGUAAUUGAGAAAUCCCACAGAGAGAGUAUUAAUUGCCUAUAGAAGGGAUAUUACAAAACUAUAGAUAUGUAUAAUCUUUAGUGGAGCUUUCUUUUUUAUAAGCACGCAUAGCAAGUUAUGUUUAAUAUAUCUACCAGUUUAUAGUGAAACAGUAAUAUAUAAAGUAAACUGAGUUCUUCAUUAGGGUUUUCUAUAUGAAAUUCAAUACCUACAUACCUACUUAAUUUUAUUUUUGUGAAUUUAAGAGGGAGGAGUAAUCCACUAGCUAUUACAGUUAGUUAUUCUUGAACUUCAAAUUUAAUGGACAUUGUAGUUGUAUAAUUGUAUAAAUUUAAUAGACCUGGAAUGUAAAUUCAUUUUUGAGAAUUAUUUUUAGAAUAAUAUAUUUAUAUUCAAACAUUAAAUAUUCAGUUUGGUAGUGUACCUAAUUGUUUUUGUUGUAUCAAUCACUAUUUAAAUUGUAUUGGAACUCCUAGAAUACAUAUUUUGUUGAACAAAUUUUUAAAUUAUUAUAAUUAAUAAAUAAAUAAAAUAAACUGACAUAAGAUUACCAGAACAUUUCUUUAAAAAUAAAUCAGUAUGUCUUUUAAUAAUUUACUUUAUAGGACCAGUGCGCCAUUGUCCGCAUAUAAUUCAAGGAGAAGAAGCUUAUUUUAUUCGUAAUAAUAUGACAUGUAAUUGUAAUUGUAGUUGUAAAUAUAAUUAUUAUAAUUAGAAAUAUUAUUAGAUAAUAAAAGAGGUAUUACUUAAUUAACUUUUAAUAAACUUAUAGGUUGGUUUACAGCUUCAUUUCUCCAUUUUAAACAGUUAUUCACAAUUUGUUAUAUAGCUUCAGGCGCCUGCAUCUUUUUUGAUUUAUCAAAUUAUGAGGUCGUCCUGGUGGUUUUUUCCCGUCUAUUAUUUUAUUGUAUAACCCAAGUGUAUGUCUCACCACUACAGUAGUUAUAUACUUUUUUCCAAGUUUCGCUCUAUCUAACUUAUAUUUUGCAUGUUCCUCAUUUCCUUUUUUGUUUUUCUUUCAGCUUCAUUCACAACCCAAGUCCUUUUAUUAAAAUAAGGCUUCAUACAAAUAUUUUUUAAAAUUUCUUCUUAAUGUUGAACCUCACCACAACCCAUUAUUUGUAUUAUUUUAUCUAUCAAGUAUUUGUAAAAUUAUUAUUGUGAAUUGUGAUAUUAUAGUAAAACUUUCCUUAUUAAAUUAUAUAGGAAGGUAUCUUUGUAAACAUUUCUUCCAUCAUACUCAUCAUAAAACACCACCGCACUCCAUUGCUUUAUAAUAAAACAUCUUAAAAUACAUAAACAUUGAUAAUAAAUACCCUCUUGGUUCUUACAAAUUUUUUGAAUAGGUACCUACUAUUAUGAAAAUUGACAAUUAAUUUUGAUAAUACCCUAAUUUUAGUUAAAUUUAAAAAUUAUUAAUUAAUAAUUAUUUAUUUGAAUGUAAUAAAAUAUUGCCAUAAACAAGAGAACAAAUGUAAGUAGAAAAUAUAUACCUACUUACAUUUUUUUAUUUGCAUAUUUAAUAUAGAGCUUAUAUAUUGCUUAUGUAACUAUCUAUUCAAAAACAAAAUUAAAAUAUACUACAGUUUGUGUUUAAUUUAGAAAUCUAAUGCAUAUUGAUUUUAUUUUAAAUUGUUAUACAUAAGUGUAGAUCCAAUCCAUGUCAUUGAGAACGUUUUGUGAAAUUAAAAAGAUAUUAUUAUGGUUAUUAUUAUUAUUAUUAUAUCACAAAAAUGUACGUUAUAUUAAUUUGAAUAAAAAAAUAUUAGAUAA